UCGUAGAGGGAGUGGAAACAUCAUCGUCGUCCAAUUAAAUGCAAAUAGAUGGUGUAGCAGUCGGAUGCAGAGCAAUUGCUAGUAAAAAUUAGCAGCUAAGCGAGUUCGCCUGCGCUAUACCGUCGUUUGCCUGCGAGCUAAGGUGGUGAGGUUUCCUCAAAAAGUGCAGGGUUCGGAAGGAAGUUCUACGGUGCGUUGAAUAAUCCCUCGACCGCGCAUUAGAGUUUGUGUGUGUGUGUGUGUGUGUCUUGGCUGCGCUGGAGUAGCGAGGCGAAAAAAGGUGCAGAGAAAAAAAAACAGUCGACAUUGAACGAUAGUGAUGAAGUGAAUACUGCGGGUGCGCAAACGAGUACGAACGAUCGCCACUCGCGUGUGCGCGAACAGAUCAGCGCUUCGGUUGUGUGGUUGAGUGUGUUGUUUGUCUGUUUGUUUGGUGUGUGCGUUAGCGCAUCCGCUUGUGGGGCAGUGUUUUUCAGUUUGUUCGCCGCUGCACAACGACCGAGCCGGGCGGAAGGGUGUGGAAGAGGAUUGGGGAGAGAAAAUAGUUGAUCCCAUAAAAAAGUGAUCAAAAGCCGCGGUUUAACAAGUGGAGGCAGCAUAAAAAAAAGAUCCUCGGCAGGUUACAAGUGUUCAGUAGGUUUCUAGAGUGAUUUUACGGCGAAACAGCAGAAGAAAGUGCGUUAUCCAUUCGCAUGUAAAGCGUUUUACCCUUGUAACAUAUCCCUCGCUUAAAUGUGCAACGCACGGUGCGCCAAUUGAGAGCAAACGCUUAAUUGAUCGACCGAGACCACCGACCCUAUCCUCCCCGCCUCCCCGUUCGCCUACACACGAGAUCGUCGUUAUCAUCUUGCGCGGGGGCUCAUCAUUGCGUGAGUGCGUGCGUGCGUGCGUGUCUAGCGUCAGCCAAAGUCAACAGUGCACCGAGAGAACAAGAUCGAGAGUGUUGGUAGCCGCAGACACCGAGAACAGCGGCCCUCUAGAAACAGCGAGAAUCGUUUAAGCGCAACUACAGGCGUGUACGGAUACAUCGUUUCACACGGCCAGCAAAAGCGUUGUAGAACGCUGUAGAAAAUAUUAAAAAAUGAAUGAAAUCGAGUCACUCCGGGCCGAAGCGGAAACGCUCAAGAAUGCCAUUCGUGACGCAAGGAAGGCUGCCUGCGAUACCUCGAUCCUGCAGGCGACGGCACAGCUGGAAGCGGUGGGAAGGAUUCAGCUGCGUACGAGACGCACCCUGCGCGGUCAUCUGGCAAAGAUCUACGCCAUGCACUGGGGUAGCGAUUCGCGCUACCUGGUGUCGGCCUCGCAGGACGGCAAGCUGAUCGUGUGGGACUCGCACACCACGAACAAGGUACAUGCGAUCCCUCUGCGCUCGUCCUGGGUGAUGACGUGCGCGUACGCCCCGUCCGGGAACUAUGUUGCCUGCGGUGGUCUGGACAACAUCUGCUCGAUCUACAACCUGAAGACGCGCGAGGGCAAUGUACGCAUUGCCAGGGAGCUGGGAGGCCAUACGGGGUAUCUGUCGUGCUGUCGCUUCCUGGACGACAACCAGAUCGUGACCAGCUCGGGCGACAUGUCCUGCGCCCUGUGGGAUAUCGAAACGGGCCAGCAGACGACCUCGUUCCAGGGGCACACCGGCGACGUAAUGGCCCUGUCGGUGGCACCGCAGAGUAAAACGUUCGUUUCGGGUGCGUGCGAUGCGAAGGCGAAGCUGUGGGACAUCCGCGAGGGUCAGUGCAAGCAGACAUUCCCGGGGCACGAGAGCGACAUCAACGCGGUCACCUUCUUCCCGAACGGGCACGCGUUCGCGACCGGCUCGGACGACGCCACCUGCCGGCUGUUCGACAUCCGCGCCGACCAGGAGCUGGCGAUGUACUCGCACGACAACAUCAUCUGCGGCAUCACGUCCGUCGCGUUCUCCAAAUCCGGCCGGCUGCUGCUCGCCGGCUACGACGACUUCAACUGCAACGUCUGGGACACGAUGAAGGCAGAGCGGGCGGGCAUUCUGGCCGGACACGACAACCGGGUGUCCUGCUUAGGGGUCACGGAGAACGGUAUGGCCGUCGCGACCGGCUCCUGGGACUCGUUCCUGCGCGUGUGGAACUAGAAGGCGCGUACCGAAUGGUGUUACCACUGGGCGCGAAAACAAACCCUUCCAGAGAACAUUGAGACCAAGAGACCGUGCACUCGAGGUCGCCGGCGUCGGCGUUACCGUUCGAUUAGUAUGCUUUCCAUUUUAACCUUUCUACACUCCCUCCCGAUCAUCUUUAUACCGCGCACAAGCUUUACUUUGUGCGGAAGUGCGCACUCCCGACGGGGCGAGGCCUGUAAGCACCAUAAUUUUAGUAGACACAUUCAAAGGCCGCCUGCGUCACAGCAGACAGGCUACACUAGUGCACUCGGUUCAGCUACCGACAUAUGAUAGAGUUGGUAGUAGAUACUGAACAAUAUGAGCUGAUGUUGAAAACAAAACUCGCACACUGCACGUGCUUUGCUUCCAGUUAUUUUCUUCCCAAAUUGGGAUCGCUUUUCUCUUGGUUUAAAGCUAUUGAUUUUUAUUACGUGUCUUUGUCGAUGUACAACUGUGCAUCAAGCGGCACACACCGAAACCGAUUGCACAUACAUAUUUUGAUCGAACAGAACAAUCUGAUUCAUCCGUCUUGGGACGGUAUAGAUUGCACUCCACUGCUUCUGCGAAUAACGACGGAGGCACCCGCACUUGGCAUAAAAGGAAUCAAAAAGUUGAAUAUCUUUGGUGAGUAUCUCUAGUGUGCGUGUUGCUGCCACGCCGAGAUUGAAACACCAAAAUGACUAGCAUUUGCAACUAAAAAAAUUACAAUCUAAUCUAAAACAAACAAUCAAACAUACACACAACAAUCUUUACCAGAAAUGUGAGCUUUUACCAUUAAAAAAAUUGUUGUAUUUUUUUAUGCAAUUGUAUCUGUAUUAACACCAACUACGGGGGUUCUAAGUUUUUUUUUGUCGGUAAAUUUUGUUUUUCAACAAACGCGGGAAACGGGCGCGGCGACCAGUCUCACACCACACGUUAAGUCGCCAGCGGGCGUUAGUUAGUAACCAUAAAUAAGUAAAUUGUUUGCGAUGGCGCCCCGCAACGCGUAUUAAGUUACAUGUACGUUGUUUUUAGGCUAGUAUUUAAGUUUUAUUAACUCUCCUACUUUCGAUCUUUGUCGUUCGACGUUCCGUUUCGUGAUGGACACAGGGGAGAAGUAGCGAGACGGCAGCCAAAUGUUUUUUUUUUCUCGAGAGGAAGCUAAUGAGGGCGGUAGAAGGAAAAAAUCGCGUGUUGCUGGUGAACAUCGAUUGGCUUAGACUGUGUAGCUAACACUAAAGAAGCAACGAAGUGGAGUGCUUAGGGAUCCGGUAGGACAAUUUUGCCUUAUCACAGCAAUUGAAAGGGAUAAUUUAUAUCGAGAAGCAUACUUUGAACGAUCAUUCUGGUUCAACGAUCAUCCAUCAACAAACCACGCAUGGCAAGACGGUGGAGAGUGUUGUUCAAUUUCGAGUAGAAAUGAAACAAAAAACAUUACAAAACGAAAAAACAUUUCCUUAGUACUACGUAGGAACGCAACAUACUAGCGGUAGAUAAUGGUAGGAACGAUAGCCAAGAUUAAUAAAAUGAACAGUCGCACAGAUUAAUGUUUUAAACCACUUUUCAGCUAUUUAAACAACUUGUUUCUCUGCCUACACCAUGUACCAUGUUAUUAGUAAUGAUUAGUAACAUAUACAAAAGAAAACACCAACCGAAAAGUACGACCUUCACUCCAGGUUUUGCGAACGCGGGAUGCAUAGAAAACUGUGGAGGACAGUGGUUGUCGUUUUAGCCCGUUGCGAAGUGUAAUUGUUUCGUAAACGUUCGUUCAAAAUUCAUAAAUAAAUAAAGUCUCAUAUGUGUAUAUCUAUGAC
Messenger RNA from Anopheles coustani, 3921 nucleotides. Its product is annotated as guanine nucleotide-binding protein subunit beta-1-like. Lineage: Eukaryota; Metazoa; Arthropoda; Insecta; Diptera; Culicidae. The transcript is spliced from 3 exons. The record is from RefSeq and is a predicted model, not a curated record. Gene Ontology annotation, molecular function: protein binding; signaling receptor complex adaptor activity. Bases 1082 to 2104 code for a protein of 340 amino acids. Gene Ontology annotation, biological process: G protein-coupled receptor signaling pathway. Gene Ontology annotation, cellular component: cytoplasm; heterotrimeric G-protein complex.